CCCGUUUCUAUUUUUGAAACCCCUUCCUCUCCAAACCAGUCGCCUCCUGCUUUCUCCCCCCUCUUUCUGCGGUUGCUCUUCCAGCGUCUUUGGCCGCAGCCGCCCGCCAUGGCGAUCCCCCAGGUCGAGGUCAAGCUCUUCGGGCAGUGGUCCUUCGAGGAUGUCGCCGUCAGCGACAUCUCCCUGGAGGAUUACAUUGCCGUGAAGCCCAAGUUCGCCACAUUCGUGCCCCACACUGCAGGGAGGUACCAGAACAAGAGGUUCAGGAAAGCACAGUGCCCAAUUGUGGAGAGGUUGACCAACUCGCUGAUGAUGCACGGGCGGAACAACGGAAAGAAGCUGAUGGCGGUGCGCAUCGUGAAGCACUCGAUGGAGAUCAUCCACCUGCUGACGGACCAGAACCCCAUCCAGGUCGUGGUGGAUGCCAUCAUCAACAGCGGCCCCCGUGAGGACGCCACCCGUAUUGGCAGCGCCGGUGUGGUGCGGCGGCAGGCCGUCGAUAUCUCCCCCCUGCGGCGGGUGAACCAGGCCAUCUACUUGCUCACGACUGGGGCGCGUGAGUCGGCCUUCCGGAACAUCAAGACCAUCGCCGAGUGCCUUGCGGACGAGCUCAUCAACGCCGCCAAGGGCUCCUCCAACAGUUACGCUAUCAAGAAGAAGGACGAGAUUGAGCGUGUGGCUAAGGCUAACCGUUAAGCGGCAGCAUGCUGGAUCUUUUGCUUUACAAACACUGUACAUCACCUGCUGAGAAAGUCGUCCUAACAGAGGGCUUUGACUAGCCCGCUCGUGCAACAUUCGUUUUGCGUCCGCUCAACAUGCGUGCAUCUAACUUCCAUAAUGAUGGUGUGCACUGGAAUUGAUGGUAAGCUGUCAUUGAUGUGGGU
Klebsormidium nitens is the source of this 884-nucleotide messenger RNA. Lineage: Eukaryota; Viridiplantae; Streptophyta; Klebsormidiophyceae; Klebsormidiales; Klebsormidiaceae. The record is from the annotation of a GenBank genome assembly.